Messenger RNA from Ictalurus furcatus (blue catfish), 4378 nucleotides. RefSeq names its product glycogenin 2 (gene gyg2). Lineage: Eukaryota; Metazoa; Chordata; Actinopteri; Siluriformes; Ictaluridae. Gene Ontology annotation, cellular component: cytoplasm. Gene Ontology annotation, molecular function: glycosyltransferase activity. The coding region runs from base 1183 to 2496 and encodes 437 amino acids. The record is from RefSeq and is a predicted model, not a curated record. The transcript has 9 exons.
GUGUGAUUGUUCUCUGUGAUGGAUUGGCACCCUGUCCAGGGUGUACCCCACCUUGUGCCCGAUGCUCCCUGGGAUAGGCUCCAGGUUCCUUGUGACCCUGAAGAAGGAUAAAGCGAUAUAGAGGAUGGAUGGAUGGAAAAUGCUUUGGGACAUACUGUACAGUCCGUUCGGGAUUUCACGGAAUUUUUUUUGUGAUUGUUGCUGCAAAAAUGCUUGAUUGAGCGGCGGCUUUUUUUUUUCAAAAUUUGCGAUGCAGUUUGCAUGCGAUGGAAGUUUUUUUUUGUGGAAAACGUCUUGAAUUGUCAAAAUUAGAAUUGCACGAAAUUGUCUUUCACAGUAAUGUUUGUUGGUAAAUGAGACCUUUUAGCUGUACUAAUGGUUGACGCACGUGAAUCGAAGGGGCUUUGUCUGAAUGCGUGUUGUGAUGAUGUCACAUGGCCCAAAUCUAAUUUUCUAAUCUAAUUAGAUUAGAUUAAAUCUAAUCUAAGGUAACUCUGAAAAAAGUUUGCUUGAUUUUGCAUUCAUUUCUGUGAUCGCAAUCCUGGCGGGACAGACUGUAGUGUUAUAAGGAAAAUAAUCCACUUCAGGGUAGUGCUGACUAUUUUCCGAUAACAGCAUGCCCUGAAGUGUUUUAAUCCUUACUGUACGGCUUGUGCAAACUCUUGAUUAGUGUUAAUCAGCUCUAUGCUUGAAUUGUCCCUCACGUGUGUUGAAAUCUGUCAAAUUAAUAAAUGCAGUGAUAUGACAAUGGGACCAUUUAUAGGAAUGCGAUAAAGCUUCAGAAAUGCUAUAAAGAAAGAAAUCCCUUAUAUUUAACUUACUGCAGGUUUCCAGGCCAGCUGCAGUGGUGUAGUUAAAUGACCAAAGUCUCAUGACCCAGAGACCACAUUGAACUUUUGUUUAACAUGUUGUCAUCUGGAGUUACCGUUACGAGCGGUUGAGUUUCAGUUUGCUUCACACCACACAGGGCAUACGCUCUGCAGCCUUGGCUUUAGAAGUGAUUUCUAGAUAUAGCCAGUCAACUUGAUUCUUACAGAAUGCAGAGUGACACAGAGUGACAGUAUCGGUCUCCGCACAGCAGCUGGCUACGAACAGAACUUUGUGCAUGCUGGAUUUUGUGGCCUGAAUUUGCUUCCAGCUCUGAAGACACCAGGAGCGUAGGACACAAGAACAACAUCGAAAAUGCCAGAGCCUAACCAGGCCUUUGUGACCCUGGCUACUAGCGAUGCCUACUGCAUGGGGAGUCUAGUAGUGGGCAAGUGCUUACGAAGGCAUGGAACAACUCGAAAACUGGUGGUGAUGGUUUCUCCCAACAUUAGCAGAGAGGAACGUCUGUCUUUAGAAGAUGUGUUUGAUGAGGUUAUAGUGGUGGACAUGUUGGACAGCAGGGACAGGGCUCACCUCUUCUGGCUGGGGCGUCCAGACCUGGGUGUCACUUUCACCAAGCUUCACUGUUGGACGCUUACACAGUAUACCAAGUGUGUGUUCCUGGACGCUGAUACACUUGUGCUGUGUAAUGUCGACGAGCUGUUUGAACGAGAAGAGCUCUCUGCGGCUCCAGAUCCAGGCUGGCCCGACUGCUUCAACUCUGGCGUGUUUGUAUUCAGACCGUCACUGGAGACCCACUCAUGCCUGCUGGAGCACGCCAAGAUGUGUGGCAGCUUUGAUGGAGGUGAUCAGGGACUUUUAAACGCCUUUUUCAGUGACUGGGCAAUAAAGGACAUCCAUAAGCAUCUACCGUUCAUUUACAACCUCAGUGCCAAUGCAAUCUACACCUAUUUACCAGCUUUCCACAAGUAUGGCCAUCAAGCUAAGAUCGUCCACUUCCUGGGAAGGAACAAGCCCUGGCAUGUUCCAUACCAGGAACAUCCAUCCACUGAGGUUCCUCAAUGGGAUUCCAAAAGGACCUUGGAGAAAUAUGUCAAUCUGUGGUGGGCGGAGUACUACGGUCACACAAAAACACAUCUAGAUGAGUUGACUCAUGAGCCCCAGGAUGAUGAACCAAUUGAGCAGCUAGGCAUGUUAGUGGCUGCACCCUGUUCCAGCCAUGUGGACACUUCGCCACAUUGGUCACAGCCCUCUACAACGUCACCGACUGCUUCUCAUCCUCACGACCCUGAGUCAGUCUCUCAGGCCGAGGACAGAGAAGAGAAAAUACCUAGCGAAUCAGUCAAGAAGCCGACGUUGGAUGCGCCGAGCUCAAGUACAUGCCAUCAGCUGGAGGACAUGCAUUCUAAUCUUGACGUCAUAUCUGCUGUCGAGCCAGGGGAUUCGGAAAAAUCCGAGCUUCAGGAACCACAAGUUGAACAAAAACAGGAAGAAGACGUCUCAGGAGCAGAAUCUGCCCUCUCAGAAGCUGAAUCAGACGCUGGCAGAGCGGAUGCUUUACAUGAGAGCUUGGAGCAUCGGAAGCGGUGGGAAGAGGGCCAUAUUGAUUACAUGGGCAAAGAUGCCUUCGAAAACAUCCGGAUCAAGCUCGACCAAUUUCUCGAUUAACAUCUUGUUUUGUGCAUGUGAGGGAAUAAGUAACAAAUGUUCAUUUAGAUUGUAUCCAUUGUCACUUCUCUAUGUCUACCUCUAUUAUGUCUACUCUACAGCUAAUCAAAGUGGCACAGCAAAAAAGCAUUUAUGCUAUUUGUGAGUUUGAACCCCAUCACUGUCACAGACAUCCCUGGACCGGGAGUCAAGAGAGCAAAAUUGGCCGUGCUCUGUGGGUGGAAGGAAUGGCAUACGCUUCCUCUUCUGUCAAUCAAAGUGACACCAGCCAAUCAUUGGUGUCUGUGAGCUCAUGUAUGCGGAAGAGUACAGAUAUCACUUUUCACGUUAGGGUCCUUUGUUUGUGAUGCAGCAUGAGCAACGGUUCAAAAGGAAGGAAGGAAGGAAGGAAGAAGAACAUGCUAGCCCUCACCCUCCCUGAUUGCUAGCUAGGGGAGAGUUAGCUAGUGGGUGGGAAUUGGCAGAUGAUCAAAUUAGGGAGAGGGCGGGGCCCUGUUAGUGCUAAAAGAAACAUACAAGCCGGAAAGAAGAUUAAACAACAACGAAAAAAAUCUGAAACAUUUGUUUUUACUUAUUCUAAAUGUAGAGGAUUUAAUAUGAUCCCACUGCUCAUUAAAUCAGAAAUACUAAAACAAGUCAUUUUUUUCUGUUCUAUUUUAAUUAAUGCAUUUAGUUCCCGUAAGAUUUAGAGGACCACAGUCUGAGUGCUUGUGAUUGAGUGGUUAAUAUCACAUGGUACCAAUUCAGUUAAUUUGCCUAGCACUUAUUAUAUGGUUUUAAUGAAAUAUUAAGUAUUAUAUAAAAAUACAAGAAUAUAAAACAUUUUUUUGUGUGGUCGUUUGCGUUGAGUACUGCUCCCGUACACUAGGGGGUGCUCUUUCUGCAGUUUGCAAAAUGUUUAAGCCUUCCAGACAGUGUUCAGCAUUUUAGAUUGCUUAGUAGACCUAUUUAAAAUAAAAAUGUGCAGUGUGGAUGACAACAGUAGUGCUUCUGUUUACCUCUGCAUGGCGCUUGUUUGCAGGUAAUUACAGUUAAAACCACAUCCUCACGCUGCUGCCUAUUUAAUAAGUUAACAACACAUUCACUUGUCUCCCUGUAGGGACCUCGGCAAACUUUAACAGAUGUUACCUACAAGCAUCCUGACUCACCUCUGACUUUCCUCCAAGACUGAGGCAUAUUUUUUCUCCAUUUGUAUGUGUCCCUUGUUUGAGACCAUAAAUAGCAUUUUGCACUAAAUACAACUAAUUAUUUUCUAUUGAUUCAGGGUGCGGCUGUCAUUCCUAAUAGAAUAAACACUUCAGUUAGACUACUAUGGCUGUGCUGAUGAGUUGGAAAGAUGCUGAGUGUAUGGGGUUAUGAGGUGUGUUUUUCCCCUGCACCUUUCUUAAUGUCGUUAUUUUGACUUAAUGACUUUCUCUCUCUCUCUCUCUCUCUCUCUCUCUCUCUCUCUCUUUAAAGAUAGUAUGUCGAUACUAUGGUUGGUCAGAAGGUGUUGAUUAAUUUUCAGCAGCUCAGACAGUAGUUCCGUCUAUUUUUCACAGGUUUGCAUUAAUGCACUUGUUCUAAUAUGUUACAUUUCCUAUAGCCACAGCUCAUUCACAGUGAACCAUCGACAUCAUUUAACACUAAUAAUUAGUGGAUUAAAAACUCUGUUGUUGUUUAACAAAGAAAAAUGUAUAAUUGUUGAUUUACAGAUUUCUGGAAGGAUAUAUUUUUUUUCUAACAUUUAUGGAAGGAGUCUCCAGUGUCAGUGUGCUUCCACAUGGAAGAGUCUUCAGACAAAUUUGUGCGUUGUGUUGUUUUUUUAUUUUUUGGUUUGUAAAAAAGCAUGACGUAUUAAUAAAUAAAACAUCCUAAUUGUUGGCACAUUACUGUGGUAUAA